AUGGGCCAGGUGGCCAUAAAAGAACUUAAUCUCCAGCACCAGGGUGUCGAGGAAGUGUUAAAAGAAAUCCUGGUCUUGAAAGAAAAAAGAAACCCCAAUAUUGUCACCUACCUACAAAGCUACCUUGUCAAUGGGGCUGUCCUGCUGGUGCUGGAGUACAUGGACGGAGGCUCUUUAGCUGAGGUUGUCAGAAAGAAAAGGAUGGAUGUAGGACACAUAGCAACAGUCUGUCGCGAGUGCCUGCAAGGCCUGGCUUUCCUUCAUGCCAACCAGGUGAUCCACAGGGACAUCAAAAGUGACAACAUCCUUCUGAGCCGGGAUGGCGCCGUCAAGUUGGCUGAUUUUGGCCUCUGUACUUGGCUCACCCCUGAGCACAGUAAACGGAAGUCCGUGGUCGGCACCCCUCGCUGGAUGGCACCCGAGGUGGUGAGAGGAGAGCCAUACGGCCCUAAAGUGGACAUCUGGUCCCUUGGCAUCGUAGGAAUACACAUGGCCAAAAGAGAGACUCCUUACAUUCGUCUAAACAGUGCCAGGGCUAUGUAUCUGAUAAGCACGCAGGGGGCACCAGAUGUGCACACGCUCAGGCUGCCCGCUGCCUUGCGUGACUUUCUGCGCUGCUGCCUGCAGAUGGAUGUGGACAGGCGAGGCUCUGCCAAGGAACUUCUGCAGCAUCCAUUUCUCAAAUUAGCGGAGCCUCUCUUCAGCCUCUUCUGGCAGCCUGAUUGCUGUCAUCCCUGCAGCAAAGUAGUGCAGGCAGCACAAGGACACCUCAUGAGUUGGAGAAAAGAGCCUCUGAGGACAGGAAGAAAUCUUGAGGAGAGAGGGGCCAGGAAACAGGCAGCCAUCAGAGCGGGAAAGGAAAGAUCACAUGGACCCCUGCCAUGUAAGUCUCCACUCCAGGUGCUUUUCAAAUUAAAACAAAGGAAAGCUGCAGUGAAGCAAUUGAGGAAGAGGAGAUGACCAGGAGCAGUUUGGGAUUUCCUUCUCCAAUGCCAGCUUGGAGAUGGACUCAGAAUAAAAAUCCUAGAAACCCCCAAGCUCUGUUGGAGGGGUUUGGAUUGCCCCCUUGGUCACCUUAUCUGUUGCGGUGUGCGUUUCCCAGGAUGCGCUGCCAGCAUUGGGGUGCGUCACAUUCCCCCCGGGGAGACUCUUUCUCC
This is a messenger RNA of Prinia subflava (tawny-flanked prinia), 1157 nucleotides long. Its product is annotated as serine/threonine-protein kinase PAK 3-like. The record is from RefSeq and is a predicted model, not a curated record. Bases 1 to 960 code for a protein of 319 amino acids. Gene Ontology annotation, molecular function: ATP binding; protein serine/threonine kinase activity. The transcript is spliced from 8 exons. Gene Ontology annotation, biological process: regulation of axonogenesis; regulation of actin cytoskeleton organization; protein phosphorylation. Gene Ontology annotation, cellular component: cytoplasm. NCBI's taxonomy places the organism in Eukaryota, Metazoa, Chordata, Aves, Passeriformes, Cisticolidae.